This is a messenger RNA of Syngnathus acus (greater pipefish), 6393 nucleotides long. It is a transcript of the gene gria4a, whose product is annotated as glutamate receptor, ionotropic, AMPA 4a. NCBI's taxonomy places the organism in Eukaryota, Metazoa, Chordata, Actinopteri, Syngnathiformes, Syngnathidae. The transcript has 11 exons. Gene Ontology annotation, molecular function: AMPA glutamate receptor activity; transmitter-gated monoatomic ion channel activity involved in regulation of postsynaptic membrane potential. Gene Ontology annotation, biological process: synaptic transmission, glutamatergic; monoatomic ion transport; modulation of chemical synaptic transmission. The coding region runs from base 291 to 1601 and encodes 436 amino acids. The record is from RefSeq and is a predicted model, not a curated record. Gene Ontology annotation, cellular component: postsynaptic membrane; dendritic spine; AMPA glutamate receptor complex.
AGUCUGCUCUCUAUGCAAGCUCGCCAAUCUUGCAACGACUUUCCCCACUCCUUCUUCCCGCCACUGUCUUUCCAUGUGCGCCGCGCAUACAGCUCUCUCCCGAGCGGACUGCGCACGCAGGCGGGGUGGGGAGAUAACCGCUUGAAGCCCACCAUGGAAUAGGAAUACUAUCCUGGACAAAACAUACAGUUACACGGAGAAAACCUUCCUCUUUUUUUUCUGCCGUCUUUCCCUCCUUCCUCCCUGUCAAUGUAUCGCAACACUUUUUGAGGGGACCCGAGUGAAGAAACAUGAGGAUUAAUAUUUUCUCUUGGUACUUUCUGGGCUUGUGUUCCGUCCUUUGGGGUUUGACGACGGGAGCGUUCCCCAGCUCAGUGCAGAUUGGCGGCUUGUUCAUUAGGAAUACUGAUCAGGAAUACACUGCCUUUCGACUAGCUAUCUUCCUUCACAACACCAGCCCCAACGCUACUGAAGCCCCCUUCAACCUGGUCCCACAUGUCGACAAUAUCGAGACAGCCAACAGCUUUGCAGUCACCAAUGCAUUCUGUUCUCAGUAUUCAAGGGGAGUCUUUGCCAUAUUCGGCCUUUAUGACAAACGCUCAGUCAACACGCUGACAUCAUUCUGUGGGGCCCUGCACAUCAGCCUGGUGACACCCAGCUUCCCCACCGAAGGAGAGGCUCAGUUCACCCUGCAGCUGAGGCCAUCCAUCAGAGGGGCAUUGCUUUCCCUUUUGGACCACUAUGACUGGAGCCGAUUUGUCUUCCUCUACGAUACAGACAGAGGUUAUGCGAUCCUGCAAGCAAUCAUGGAGAGAGCGGGGCAAAAUGGCUGGCAGGUGAGUGCAAUUUGUGUGGAGAGUUUCAACGAGGCUGGAUAUCGCCGACUUCUAGAAGACCUGGACCGACGUCAAGAGAGGAAGUUUGUCAUUGACCUGGAGCCAGAGCGACUACAAAGCAUGCUAGAACAGGCAGUCAGUGUGGGAAAACACGUAAAAGGUUACCACUACAUCAUAGCAAACCUGGGAUUUAAAGACAUUUCUCUGGAAAGGUUCAUGCAUGGUGGUGCCAAUGUGACUGGUUUCCAGCUAGUGGACUUCAGCAAGGCUAUCGUCAUUAAACUGAUGCAGCGGUGGAACAAACUCGAUCAGAGAGAAUAUCCUGGAUCAGAGAGUCCACCCAAGUAUACUUCAUCCUUAACCUAUGAUGGUGUGCUCGUAAUGGCUGAAGCCUUUCGCACGCUUCGUCGUCAAAAAAUUGACAUAAGUCGACGGGGAAAUGCUGGCGACUGCUUGGCCAAUCCCGCUGCUCCCUGGAAUCAAGGAAUAGAUAUGGAACGAGCACUCAAGCAGGUGCGCAUUCAGGGCCUGACUGGCAAUAUCCAAUUUGAUCACUUUGGUCGGAGAAUCAAUUAUACCAUGGACGUGUUUGAACUGAAAAGCAACGGACCACGCAAGAUUGGUUACUGGAAUGACAUCGACAAACUUGUCUUGGUCCAGAAUGAAAAUUCCUUGUCCAAUGACAGCUCAGCGAUGGAGAACCGGACUGUAAUCGUGACAACGAUCAUGCCUCUGAUGAAGAAGAAGCCUCUGCUGCGACACUGAAGAAACAGCAACUCACUGCAAGUCAACUGAGUCCCAACCUUUGGAGAAUGACAAAGAUUUUUGCCCAUUGAAUUUAACCAUAAAUAAAUUCCUCAAGUCCUUCAUUCAACUUUUUCACCUGUAAUUAUGUCAAAUGCCUUCCUUAAUGGUCAUUCAGCACCAUCAAUGCAACACUGACACUGUUAACAUGAGAAAUUCAGUGAGAUAUGGGCCCAUUUACACGCUUAGCUCGACCCUUCUAUGUACUAUGUAGAUGAUUCAUGCAUGCCUGCCUUUAGGCCACUACAGAAAAAAAAAAUCACAAGCACUACGAGUAGGAAGAAAGAAUUGAACUGCACUCGUGAUCAAUUGUUAAGUCGUGUGGCGUUUCCCAUUGUGCUUAGCAUGCAGUUGUUUGUAUUACAAAUACAUUGUAAUUUCUUGAUGCUGUUUCCUGCCCUUGGUUUUAUGGCUAAUAAAAAACGUGUUUGGGGUUGUGUGUGUUUAGAAUAGUUGCCAACAUUUGAUUAAACAGUGAAAUCACACUUUAUUGUUCCACUGUAUAUUAUCAAGCCAACCGUUAUACUACAAUAUGCAAAUUUGUCAGCCAGCAUUAGUCCCAUAGCAACAUAGUCAUUGAUGUAAUAAUUCUAAUAAUGAGUUUUUGUACCAAAAGUUUCAAUUCUCCCACCAACAGGUUACUGUGAAACAGUUAAGGUUAACAUGUCCCUCUGGAACUUGACCAAGCGGCACGAUGACUGCAGAACUAAACGUUGAAGUGUUUUGCUCUUUUUAUGUCUCGAUAGCUCAGAGACAAUCAUGCUGACUCACUUGGCCAAUACAUCAGUGAAUGCAUGAUUAUGUGCUGUAAUUUAACUAAUUGAGGAAUGAAUGGACUGAUUAUCCAUCCGACAGACUGAAAUAGGCUGUGACCGCUUGGCUCGGCCCUCUGGCUGUUGCAAUGGAUGGCUCAGGGCUGAUUUAAUGCCUCUGCCGUUGGUUAUUCAUUAUGUGACAUUUUAGCGUUUUGUAACGCUGAACUGAUUGUUUGAAUGAGUGGACUUUUCAAUGUCCAGCUGUUUGCCCCAUCGAGCAAACUGGCUCAAACGGCGAGUAUUAACUGUCUCCGUGGCACGGAUCGGGAACCUUUUAUGCCUUAUCAGCCCCAACCAUUUGCUCCUACAAAGCUGUUUCAACCCGGCAACUUUUUUGUACUUCACAGCCAUUUGGAUCAUUUGUUGUCACUCGUUUUGUUGCUCCCUCCUAAAUGGUGUACCUUUUCUCUCUUUAUCUCUUUUUCACACAUUCCCGUUUAUUCAAAUUCUCCACGUUUCUACCUCCAUUUGAACUAAUCCGAUGUUUCAUCUUACCAUAUCUGGUGUUUCAGCCUGGAUUUACAUUACCAGGUUCAAGUGAGCUCUUUCAAGUCAGACUUUUUUGCUUUCAUAUUUUAAGGUUAAGAAAAAAGAAUCUCAUGGAAUCAGGUAACCUGAGAUUAGAAUCCAGUCUCUUUCAAAUAUGCAUUUUAAUCAUACAAGAAUUAGAUGUCUGCUAAUGUAAUUGCAGAUAUAUCACAACACAUUGCACCAGAUACAGUGUAUGUCCUGUCAAUGUGGGCCUGACAUCAUUGAAAUAUGCAAAUUGAUUAUUGUCUACCCAAAGAACACACAUGUUGAGUAAAAUAACACACCUAAGGUCAAUCAAGCAUAAACCCAAGCGUAAUUAAAUAUGGCCUAAUAUGAUACAUGACAUCUGCAUGGAUCAUUAAAUAAAUAAAACACAUUUGGUACUAGCAUGCGGAUUAAUAAUGAGAUUUUCUUCAUUUAAACCUAACAAUAAAUAAUAUAAUCUGAUAUUCAGUAUUUGUAUGACUAAAUGUACUUAUUUAUAAUUAUUUUAGUGUUGCUGCUAUAUAUAUAUAUAUUUUUUUUUAAUUUUAACUUUAUUAUGAAUAGUUUUGUGGACACAUUUUCUGUGGCCGACUUCGUAGAGUUAUCUGAAUUUGAAUUUAAAUUUAAACAGCCAACGCAUUACUCUUUCUUCGUCACAUUCACGUGCUGAUUUUGCACUUAUUUACCCCCAUUUCCACAUUUUGACACCCAUUCCUUGCCCUGGUGCAGCACAAAAACGCAUGAUAACAAGUAGCAAACUCGCACAAAUACACAGUCACACACGCAUUACGAAUUACUUUCACAGUGAGGCAAAGGUAUCAGGAGCAAACUGAUAAAAAAAACAUUAAGGCGACUUUGAAAUGAAAAUGUUCCCGCUGUGCAUGUUUGUGUCCAUGUGUGCAUGCGUGCGUUCAUUGCUUUCAUCAUAUUCGCUCCGUAGAGUGAGCUGAUUUUAACCACUUAACCUUCUAACAUAAUGGACUUGAGGAUGAGGGCAAUUUGAGAGUGAUUAAGUUUUCCUUUUUAGAGUAUGUAAAGUAAUUGAUUCAAUCGGUGAUAGGAACGUUUAAAAUUAUGGCAAUCUCACAGAAUGCUAUGCAAUUGACAGUAACGACAUAGAAAUAUAAAUUAUUAUUAUUAUUAUAUUUCAAACUAUUCUUGUUCUACUGUUCUCUUUGUACCUACUGGAUAUAAUUUCCCAAUUUGCACAGGAUCUUGUUUAUUUAAUAACAUUGUUAAAACUUCCAAAUAAACCAAUUUAAUUUGAUGUGAUGCCGGCAAAUAAUAUUAAUAUCAAGCAAACAGCAAAUGAGAUUAAACUGUGAAUGUCGACAAUAUGCUCAUUCGGGUAAUAUUCCCAGUCUGUGAGCAUCUUAGAUUGCUGUGUUGAACUAUUAGAAGACGCAAGUCUGGUGUUCAUUAAUUUUACGAUUCAUGUUGAGUCGAUGGAAUGAGCACCCAGGGACCUGCAAAUGUUUCUUCUAAUGUCAUUGGAGGAGAAUCAUUUUUGUGAGUUUUGACAAAAUGGGGCAAUAUAUUCAUGUGAUGGUUAUAUUAAAGAUGAUUAAAGAGUAAAGUCUAAUAUAACUAAACUAAGGAAAUGCUGUGGUUACCUUUGGAGCACACAACUUUUACAGUAAUUUAAAGGCACUGUAUAGAGACAAAAUUGUGCACUGGAGGCAGCCUGAGGAAGGUCAGUGUGUCCGAAACAUUGUGGGAUUAAAAGACUUAAAGAGUGAGAGCGUGUACGGGAGUUUUUCCUUCUUUUAGUUAUUCUAUUCUCCUACGUGACCUGUUACUAAAGUAGUACAGGGUAUUGGGACAAAUCAGUUUACAGGAAGUGAUAUAGAUGAAAAUAUGAUUACUCCCCUGGUAAGACUCUUCGCAAGAUGUUGGAGUGUAUCUGGGAGAUUUUGAGCCAGAAUAAUAUUUGAAAGGUCAGAGGUGAUGUUGGAGCUGAGAUUGUGCCUGUUCUGGUUAAUCUGAAAGGUCAAGUUCUUCCAGACCAAAAAAAACGUGUGUUGUGUUUCGUCUCGCAUUGCAUGGCCAUCAUUGACAACAUCCAUAAUGCACUGCUGUGACCUGAAAAUUACUUGUAUCUGUCCACAGCACAAGAUGGAAAGUGGUUACAUAUCGUUCCACCUCUGCAUCCUUGAUAAUUCAAUCACAAAUCGGAUAGUGGGUGUGUUUGUGCAUAGCAUGGUGAAAGAAGUCCGAAAAUUAAAAAAAAAGAAAAAGAAUUUACAGAAUGCAUGUUACUUAUUGAGGUGUCUGUCUGCUUUCAUUUAAUUCUAUUUUACAUUGUAUUAAUUUUUACCACACUGGUUUUGGGGCUGGAACAGAUUAAUUGCAUUUCCAUUCAUUUCAAUGUGAAACAUUACCUAGAUUUAGGAACAUUUCAGAUUACAGAUGGGUUCCUGGAACCGAUUAAGUUUGUAACUCGUAAUUCCACUGUAAAAUAAAAAAAGAAAUAAUAAAAAAAAACUAUUCUUCUUCUUUAGUAAUCUGCAUCUGAUCAUAAUCAUGGUAAUACAAUUCCAAUAAAUUAAGUUGUUCACAUUUUAUUGUCGUGCGCAUUAGAACAUUUCAAUGCUAACAUUUGUCAUUUUCAACCACAUUGAAAAAGACUAUUUGAUCAAUUAGAAGAGAUUUAUGUUAGAUUAAAAGGAGCUCAACUGCAUUUUAAUAGGCUUGGUUCAAUUGGAUUAUAAGAUUAGCAGCCUCAGGCAUUAUACAAUAAUUCAUCGAUGUUGAUAGAUGUACGCAUGUUUGUACACGUGUUUGUGAAUACGUCGGUGUGUAAUUUCGAAUUCUUACAAUGCACCCACCAAACCAUUAGAGUUGCAUUUUGCUUUCAUCUUGCAAACUGCAAACCCAAAAAGUCGUUUUGCCUUUGACAACACGCCUUCAAAGCCACAGUGUUCUUGCCUCGCCUGUAUUUCCCUUCAGUUGAACAUCGGCAACUCUGAGGCAGGUGCACGCCCCAGUGGAGACACGUCAAGGCAGAUAAAGAUAAGACAUAAGGCACAACAAAGUCUGAAUUCUUCACAUACAAAGCACCCAGAUAUAUGUGGAAAGAACCCAUGUAAUCAUUUAUUCUCUCUUUUAUCAUAGAAUCUGCACUUGAGUGGUGUUUCCUUGAAAGAAAAAAAAUCUGUGUUCGCUCCUCUCGCUCACGUUUCUAUUUGCCUUUUGAGCUCUCAAAUGUCUCUCGAGUCAUUUUGGAUGAAAAGGAUGUUGCAGCAACAAAUCGGCGGUUGCCAAACUUUUCGAUAACCACAAUAGAAUUUUAUGUUGUGAAGAAGGAACUGUAAAACUAACAGAAAUAUUAUGAUCUUUCUGUAGCACUUAAGCUGUCAAUCAAUGUAUACUUAAUUUUGUUGCUGUAAUGCUGAAAUAAAUGUGAUUUUACUCUUUAUUGA